UUUAGUAGUUGGAUAGAACAAAAGGUUGUGUCAGAAUUACAAAACACAUCAAAUAAGGUUUCAGACAUUGUUAAGUGGAUUUCUCGAGGACCUUCAGUUAAUGUCAUCAAGUUUUCAUCAUACAUGAUUAACGGUACUCUAUUUAACACUAGGGAGCGCGAUAACAACAGAAACACACAAAACAGUGGUGUUAGCCUUGUUGCUAAAACUGUGCAAGUCUCUAGUGCAAAAGAUAAAAAUCCAGUUGAAUGUGAUAUGACUUUUUAUGGAGUAGUUAAUGAAAUUUGGGAGUUAGAUUAUAUCACAACUCGAGUACCUGUUUUCUUUUGUGAUUGGGUGAAAAGUGACAGCGGCAUAAUAUAUGAAGAUUUUGGUUUCACAUUAGUUAAUCUAAAUCGAAUUGGGCACAAAUCUGAUCGAUUUAUAUUAGCUUCACAAGCAAAACAAGUAUUUUAUGUGAAUGAUCCUUCAGACAACCAAUGGUCAAUUGUUCUUCCAACGCAAACAAGAGAAUGGAACAUUAAAGAUGGUGAUUUACAUGAUAUACCUCUCGGAGAAGAACUUGUCACAUUCACCGCAAUAGAAGAUAAUGACGAAGUUGAUGAUGAUUGUAUUUGUUUCCGUGAAAAUGGUGAAGGAUUGUGGGUUGAUGAUAAUGGGUCUUGAGAUGGAGGCUGAUCCUUUUGGUGGUAGUUCUGAUGAGGGAGAGCAACGCCCUAAUUCUCAGUCAGUGGAGCAAGAAAAUAAAUCUGUGAGAGGACGUACAUGGAUGUCUAGAAACACCAAAAAAAGGAGUGAAGGACAUCUUACUCCUGUUGAAUACAAUGAGUAUGGUCAACUAGUGGGUGGAUCUAGA
Molecule: messenger RNA, 856 nt
Organism: Humulus lupulus (European hop)
Lineage: Eukaryota; Viridiplantae; Streptophyta; Magnoliopsida; Rosales; Cannabaceae
Exons: 3
Coding region: 124-666 (180 amino acids)
Source: RefSeq, a predicted model, not a curated record